Molecule: messenger RNA, 861 nt
Organism: Saccostrea cuccullata (small rock oyster)
Lineage: Eukaryota; Metazoa; Mollusca; Bivalvia; Ostreida; Ostreidae
Product: E3 ubiquitin-protein ligase TRIM56-like
Exons: 2
Biological process (GO): protein monoubiquitination
Molecular function (GO): zinc ion binding; ubiquitin protein ligase activity
Source: RefSeq, a predicted model, not a curated record
CAAUUACUUGCAUCUGAAGAACAUUUAACAUGUUCUAUUUGCUUUGAAGUCUACACUGAUCCGAAAACACUUCCAUGCCUGCAUUCAUUUUGUAAGGAUUGCAUCAAUACCUUCACGAAGAAAAUACCAAAUAAAAAAGAAUAUUCCUGCCCUGUGUGUAGAGAAACAUUUAAACUUUCUAAUAACGAUGUAGAAAAUUUGAAGACAAAUUUUUGUUUGAAAAAUCUUAUAGAACUAAUCAGUUCUAACACAGAAGUCAAGAAACUAUGUUCGUUUUGUAGCUUAAAAGGCGAAAACAUUGAGGCAUCCUCACAGUGUCUUACCUGUAAAGAUUUGCUUUGCUCCGAAUGUGCAGAACAUCGACAUAUAUCUACAACACAAACAUUAAACCAUAAAAUUGUUUCACUAACAGAAUUGUCAUCUGGAAAAUAUAAUGAAGAAAUUCGUUCCAAACAACAGAUUCCUUGUUCUGAACACACUGGCGAGGACUUGAGGUACUUUUGCGAAACAUGUGAUGUUCCAAUUUGUCGGGAUUGUAUCGUUCUCGGCCAUCAGAACCAUAAAUAUGUUGCCCCAUCAGAUGCAAGGAAAAGCAUGGAAGAAAAGCUGAAUACCCAUAUGAGCUCACUGAAAGAAAAUUUAGAAAGAUUUCAGGCUGCCAAAGGAAUUGUAGCAUCUACUUCAGCUAAUUUGGAGGUCCAAAACCAAGAAUUGAAGGCAGAUUUAGAAAAACAAAUGCAUACCAUUAUCGAAAACAUGAUGGACUCAAAAAAGUCAAUCGAAAAAGAAAUAGACCAGAUUGUAAAAUCAAAACAACAAACGCUGCAAAAACAAGAGGAAUCAGUUGAAAAGGAAAGGAAA